Molecule: messenger RNA, 378 nt
Organism: Gongylonema pulchrum
Lineage: Eukaryota; Metazoa; Nematoda; Chromadorea; Rhabditida; Gongylonematidae
Source: the annotation of a GenBank genome assembly
AUGAGUCGCCCAUCACCGGCAUCAAAUGCGAGUGCCGGUUCGGUGCCUCCGUCCGAAUCGCGAGUCUCCUCAAAAAGUUGCUCGGCAAGCACCGAUGGUCAAUCACAGCAUGCGAACAGUGAAGAUGAGCAAGGAAUUUGCGAUCCACUUAGUAUCGAGUAUCUGCAAGUGGAAAUAAUGGAAAGCAGAGUACAGUUGACAUGCCCCGAAUGCACUGAACUCAUGCAUCCAUCGGACAUCUACUCGCUGAUGGCAAAUUGCCCGGAAAUGCUGGAAAAAUAUGAAACAUUCGCAUUACGGCGUGCUUUGAUGAUGGAUCCGGACACGCGAUGGUGCCCAGCACCUGACUGCACGUUCGUUUCCAUCUGUCGCCUUUAA